UUUUACUUUUUUUUUUUUUUUUUUGCGCCUGGCGAAUGGGCCGAUUUCGUCGUGUUGGGUUGGUCGUCCGCGUCUUUCUUUUCUCUCUCGAGUAUGUACAAUCCACCUACCCCCAUUUUCUGCAACAUGGUUGGAUCAAAUACGAAUCUUCGUGUUUCUCGAUCGGGUUUGUGUUUUUUUCUUUUCUUUUCGGUGCUCUUGUCUGCCUAUCCUAUCUGGGGAGGCUACUUCAGGUGAGGCCCGGAUUUGUGUUUCUGGUAGUAGUAGAAGGGAGGACUGCUGCUGCAAGGUUGAACCGUUCGGGUGGGUUAGGCGUUCAUGUCGGUUACUAUUUGGGAGUUGCAUCUAGGUAAGGCAGAAAAAGAAAGCAAGGUGAAGGCAAGGUGAAGGCAAGGUGAGAGAGAUGAGGUGAGGUGAGAAAUGAUCAAAAGUUUCCCCCCUCCUUCCCCUUAUUGGACAAUAGUCAUAGUCAAUAUUGGGGAAAAUAUUGAUGUGUAAUAUCGUGUCGCCUGAUCUGAUGAGCUACUGUAUAUCACAUGCAAGGCGCGGGAAGUCCCCAGGUUAGGUAGAUGAUAGUAUGUAAAAAAACGUAGGUCAGACAAAAAAGUAUGAUGCAUUUUUACGAAAUGCUAAUGAAGACGGGCCGUCUUUUUUAGACGUCGUCAUUAUGUUUCAGUCCUUUCGCCCAGUUUCAUGGUUAACACUUCGCUUCGGAAAGGGAUGAUCCGGACUUUUCACGCAUGAAAUAUCAAGCAUGAAGGAUAGAUAUAGGUGUGCACACUAGAUAAAAUGAAAUGGAAUAUAGGGGUUCGUGGCCUUUCAUCUGUUGCGUUGUAGCUAUCUGAACUGUUCUAUCCCAAGCGCGAGUCGGUAUAUACACCUCGAGGGAAAAUUACGUACCUAGUAUAUACGCAGACAAUAUCUAUGUAAGAUUCUUGGUCACGGGAAGGGAAAUUUGAUAAAGGUCCAAGGUCAUAACAUAUUU
Molecule: messenger RNA, 985 nt
Organism: Hypoxylon fragiforme
Lineage: Eukaryota; Fungi; Ascomycota; Sordariomycetes; Xylariales; Hypoxylaceae
Exons: 2
Source: RefSeq, a predicted model, not a curated record